AUGGCCACCUCUAGCUCUUCAGGGCCUACGUGCCGCGAUUUGGACAACACAAUGCGCUGGGAUGCGGGUUCGUGUCGCGGAGGAUUUGACUUUUCGCUCUUGUUCGAGGAGACAAUCCUCGGUCUUCUUCCCAUCGCCUUGAUUUCAAUUCUGGUUCCGUUACGGGUAUGGCAACUUUCGCAGAAACGACGCAAAGUUGUGGGAUCAUGGUUACUUCCACUCAAACUUGCCUCGUGGUUUUUCUUUAUUGGACUCGGAAUCGCGCAAACUGCCUUAUGGGCUUUUCCCACCGCUGAUAAAACCAAAGCUUCCAUUGCGACUAAUGCUGUGCUCACCGUUGGGGCGUUGAUGCUCUGCACACUCUCUUAUGCAGAGCACACGCGGUCUGUCCGACCCUCGUUCAUUUUAAACGCAUACCUGUUCUGCAGUCUACUUUUCGAUAUCGCGCGGGCCAGAACUCUAUGGCUCAGGGCUGUUGAUGAGCUUAAUGAAGUCAUUGCAGUUGUUACUACCGUCGCAGUGGGAGGAAAACUGCUUCUUGUGGUUCUGGAAGCUAUCGAAAAGCGUCAUAUUCUGAAGACUGAGUUUACAGGGUACCCACCAGAGGCUACCGCUGGCUUCUACAACCGAGCUCUCUUUUGGUGGUUGAACCCACUGUUUAGGACAGGUUUCAGCAAUGUCCUUUCUGUGGAGGACCUUUUCGUGCUGGACAAGGAGUUGAGCUCCGAAAGACUUCUGGCUUUGUUUGAAGAGAGAUGGAGUAAAGUAAAAUCCAAAUCCCCAAACACUUUACAAUUUGAGUCAUUCAAGGCUGCCAAAUCGCCACUUCUAGCAGCUGUUCCAGCUCGCGCAUGUGUCGUUGCUUUCAACUUUUGCCAGCCAUUGCUUCUGACUCGAUCAUUGUCAUUCUUUGAUGAGCCAGUGAACAAUGCGACCAACAAUGUUGGAUAUGGGCUGAUCGGCGCUUAUAUCUUGGUCUACACUGGCUUAGCUGUGAGUGGUGUCAUUUUCGAACAAUCAACGCAGCAAUCAUUUCUAACAGUAUCGAAGGUCUCAAUGGGACAAUACCAGCACAACACGUACCGUGGUAUUACCAUGGUUCGCGGUAUUCUUGUCACUAUGCUAUACAAAAAGGCUAGCAGCCUCACCCUCAACGAAGCUGACCCCGCCAAUUCCAUCACCCUGAUGAGCGCUGAUGUCGAACGUAUUACUCAGGGCUGGCAAACCAUGCAUGAGAUCUGGGCCAACUCCGCCGAGAUCGGGCUGGCCAUCUAUUUGCUGGAGCGACAGCUUGGAAUCUCAUGCGUUGUUCCCGUCUGUGUCGCUCUGGUCGCGCUAGUUGGAUCUCUCAUUGGAAUGUCGUUUGUGGUAUCCAGGCAAGCCAAAUGGCUCGAAGCCAUUGAGCGUCGCAUCUCGUCUACUUCUGGUAUGCUGGGCUCUAUCAAAGGUGUUAAAAUGCUUGGCCUGCAGGAUUCGUUCAUGAAAUUUGUGCAUGGCCUUCGCAUCGACGAGUUGAAUAUCUCAAAGAAGUUCAGAACUCUUUUGGUCUAUAACAUGGGUUUUGCUUGGCUGACUCGCAUCUUCGCCCCAAUCUUCACUUUCGGUGUGUACGUCGCCGUCUCCGACUCAACACUGAAUGUUUCCCGGGUUUUUACCUCAUUGUCACUCUUUUCACUUCUCGCUGAUCCUCUCCUUACGCUCGUCAUGGCUUUGAUGUCUUUCGCUGGCUCGGUUGGGUCAUUCGCUCGUAUCCAGGAGUUUCUCGACAAGGAUGACCACUCUGACCAGCGACGAAAUGCUCCUCAAAUUGCCUCUCUCGAAGAUCUUGGCGAGGCCAAACUCCUUUCUAAAUCUGGUGAUUUGGACAUAUAUUCAAGCAACUCCGGCUCUGUUGAGUCUUUGAAGCGCGGCUCCACUUCUUCCUUCUCAGCCAAUGCCGCUAUAAUCCAGAAUGGCACCUUUGGAUGGGAUGCUGGGAAGGAGCCUGUCCUGAAGGACAUCACAUUGACUAUUCCUCGUGGUAGCUUUACUAUGCUGGUUGGACCUUCUGGCUGCGGCAAAUCAACUCUUCUGAAGGCCCUCCUGGGAGAGAUCCGAUGUGAAGAAGGAAAGGUUGAAUUGACUUCACCAAGUGUAGCAUUCUGUGACCAGACGCCGUGGCAUAUGAACGGGACCAUCAAGGACAGUAUCGUUUCUAUGUCAGAAUACGACCCCAAGUGGUAUUCAUCCGUCAUUCAAGCAUGUGCGCUCGAGGAAGAUCUUUCACAGUUCCCUCGUGGCGACCGAAGUGUCAUUGGAAGCAAAGGUGUUGCUCUCAGUGGCGGUCAAAGCCAACGUAUUGCGCUUGCCCGCGCGGUCUAUGCCCGAAGAAAGAUUAUUAUUCUGGAUGAUGCCCUUAGUGGUCUUGAUGCCACCACAGAAAGUCACAUUUUCCACUAUCUUUUCGGGAAUAUGGGCCUAUUGAGGGAGAUUGGUACUUCAGUUAUCGUCGCUUCAUCGUCUGUCAAGCGUCUGCCCUAUUCUGACCACAUUGUUGUACUGGAUAAGACCGGUCGCAUCGCUGAGCAAGGUAGCUUCAGUGCACUCAAUAAGACCGGCGGAUACGUCUCCAGCUUUGACUUAGGCGCACCGGAUUGGGACUACAAGCCGAAGAGGUUUUCUGCGUCUCCGAGUUACAGCACUGUCGAUUCUGUCGAGAAGGAGAAAGAGGCCAUCAUCCCGGAGCCUGAGAACCGUGACGCGGGCGGUGAUCUCUCGAUCUAUACCUAUUAUAUCAACGCAAUCGGGUGGCUGUCUGCCCUUGUCUUUAUGGUUGCCAUGGCCAUCUUCGUCUUCUGCAUCUCCUUCCCCAGCAUCUGGUUGAAGUGGUGGGCCAACUCGGACACUGCUGAGCCAAAGCAACAAGUUGGGUAUUACAUGGGUAUCUACGUUAUGCUGGGCUGUAUUGCCAUGUUCGCCUUGAUUGUAGGCUGCUGGCAGAUGAUUAUCACCAUGGUCCCAAAGUCUGGUGAGAGCUUUCACCGCACGUUGUUGCAGACUGUUCUUAGCGCUCCGAUGCUGUUUUUUUCAACGACAGACAGUGGUAAUAUCCUCAAUCGCUUCAGUCAAGACCUACAACUCAUUGAUAUGGAACUUCCCAUUGCUGCCAUCAACACUGUCGCCACUUUCUUCCUCUGCCUUGCCCAGAUGGCCCUCAUCGGCGUUGGCUCGAAGUAUGCCGCAAUCUCAUUCCCGUUCGUCCUUGGGCUCCUUUUCCUCAUCCAGAAGAUGUACUUGCGCACUUCUCGGCAAUUACGUUACUUGGAUCUCGAGGCUAAAGCCCCAUUGUACUCUCAUUUCACUGAUUGUCUUCAGGGCCUCGUUACACUACGAGCCUUUGGCUGGCAGCAUGGCAUGGAGAUGAAAAACAUCGAGCUCCUUGACUACUCGCAACGGCCAUUCUACUUUAUGUUUGCGAUUCAGCGCUGGUUGACACUAUCUUUGGAUCUUGUUGUCGCAGGUAUUGCGGUGCUGCUAAUUGUUCUGGUUGUCGUCCUACGUGGAACCAGUCUGGGCGCUGGAUCUGUUGGGGUCGCCCUCCUCAAUGUCAUUCAGUUCAGUCAGAGCAUCAAGCUCAUGGUGACCUUCUGGACCAACUUGGAGACUCACAUUGGCUCCAUCAUGCGUGUGAAAGAAUUUACUCACAAUGUCGAUUCAGAGGACUUGCCUGGGGAGGAUGGUGAUAUUCCUCCCAACUGGCCGUCGAAUGGUGCAGUGUCUUUCCAUUCAGUAUCCGCGGCCUACAGACCCUCAGAGCCGGUUCUCAAUGAUGUGUCUCUAUCUGUCUCGGCAGGAGAGAAAGUCGGCAUUUGUGGACGAACUGGAAGUGGCAAGACUUCUAUGAUUAUGAGCAUCUUCCGAAUGAUCGAAUUGACUAGCGGUAUUAUCACCGUGGACGGUGUUGACAUCACCAGCCUCCCUCGCCGCGAAAUUCGCUCACGCAUCAAUGGCGUCUCCCAAGACUCACUGCUGUUCAAGGGCAGCAUUCGCCUCAAUGCCGACCCAACCGGAUCGAGCACCGACCAAGAUAUUCGCAAUGCGCUCAAAAGCGUGCAGCUCCUCCCUGUGAUCCUUGAGAAGGGAGACCUUGACUCGGACAUGGACGAGAUCCACUUGUCGCACGGACAAAAACAGCUCUUUUGUCUCGCACGCGCACUCCUUCGCCAGGGGAACAUCCUCAUCCUCGAUGAGGCCACCAGCAACAUCGACGCGAAGACAGAUGAUAUAAUGCAACGCGUCAUUCGCGAGAAGUUCUGCAACCACACCAUCAUCGCGGUCGCGCACAAGCUCGAUACCAUUCUCGACUUUGACCGCGUUGUGGUGCUGGAUGCCGGCCGGAUUGUUGAAACCGGAGAGCCAUACGCGUUGCUCACAGAUCCCAAGUCGCACUUCGGUCAACUAUAUGCGAGCAGUAUGGCGACUGAGGACGCGCAAUAG
Molecule: messenger RNA, 4476 nt
Organism: Penicillium daleae
Lineage: Eukaryota; Fungi; Ascomycota; Eurotiomycetes; Eurotiales; Aspergillaceae
Gene: abcB
Exons: 6
Coding region: 1-4476 (1491 amino acids)
Biological process (GO): transmembrane transport
Cellular component (GO): membrane
Molecular function (GO): ATP binding; ATP hydrolysis activity; ABC-type transporter activity
Source: RefSeq, a predicted model, not a curated record